AUGACUGCCCACCGACUCUCCGUCGUGUCAGCCACCGGCACGAUUGUCACCAACCCGAGCGCCACCACCAUCCACUCCGCGCCGGACAUUACGAGCAUAAAGUCCGCCCCGGUCCCGAUCGCUACCUCUAUCUCGGCUCCGAGCUCCCCCGCGCUGCGCCGGGCCGUAGGAAUCGCUAGCUCGACCGCCGCCGGAAUCGCAAGCUACCGCAAGCUGCGCACGCUCUUCAUCAAGCACCAGCGGGAUGCGACGAUCGACUACGUGGAUUCGCUCAACAAGUACCUGAAGUGGGCUGACGCUCUGAUUGAGUCCAGGAACGUCCCGCCGGGCGAGCUCUACACCGAGCUCAUCGAGUUCCGCGCCGCGUUGUUCAACUUCAUCCACAACGACAGCGAUCACUUCUUCGACUACGACGUCGCCAUGUGCGUCUGGGUCCCCCAGGCUAUCAAGUUCAAGCCCUACGCGAGGAAGUUUGACAAGUGGAAGGAGGCUAUCGUCUUGGAUUUCGCGGAGAACGGCGUCUCGUCGAAUCCGCCGGUGAGGAGUCUCUGGGAGAGGGGAUACUAG
Tricharina praecox is the source of this 567-nucleotide messenger RNA. RefSeq lists its product as uncharacterized. Bases 1 to 567 code for a protein of 188 amino acids. The record is from RefSeq and is a predicted model, not a curated record. Lineage: Eukaryota; Fungi; Ascomycota; Pezizomycetes; Pezizales; Pyronemataceae. The transcript has 2 exons.